Pangasianodon hypophthalmus (striped catfish) is the source of this 1106-nucleotide messenger RNA. RefSeq names its product chromosome 26 C19orf53 homolog (gene c26h19orf53). The record is from RefSeq and is a predicted model, not a curated record. NCBI's taxonomy places the organism in Eukaryota, Metazoa, Chordata, Actinopteri, Siluriformes, Pangasiidae. The transcript has 3 exons. The coding region runs from base 69 to 377 and encodes 102 amino acids.
ACGCUCUACUUGUCCAUACUACGUAGUAAAGUAGUACGCAGGGUUCAUCCUCAGUGUGCGGAGUAGCGAUGGCGCAGGGGAAACACAAAUUUAAAGCGCAGCGACCCGGUGGAGCGAAAAAACAACAAAACAAACCGAAAGGACCAAAGAAAGGAGGUCGGAUCAUCGCCCCGAAAAAAGCAGCAAUAGUCCAACAACAGAAACUAAAACAGGGUCUGGAGGUGGCUAUCAGGAAUAAGAUUGAACAUGAGGUGACUCAGAAAGCCAGCACCUCCUUACACAAGAGGCUGAGUGUACUGAAGACCCCUCAGGGAAAAGGAGGAGCAGCAGGAAACAGCAAAACCGCCACCACCAAAACCACCGCACCUUCCAAAUAACUCACUCGCAUCAGAAACUACUGUAUACGCUGCUUCUGCGUGUUAUUCCGCUUAUGACCACUAGGGGGUGACAGAGCCUACAUCAUGACUAGACUGUAGUUCGAAAAGGAAAAUCCACGAACCGGAGAAGGCAGUCACACAUCUGGAAGUGUAGAAAGCAGCUCUUAGGCAGCGUGUAUCAGAUUUUUACAGCAAGUGUGUUAUUUUUAAUAAUGUGAAGUCUGACACAUGCUAUUCACAAUAUCAUUAACAUGGACCUCUAUUGAUACACUCACUCGGUUAAUAGAAAUAGGUCCUCAGGACUGUGUAUAUUGGGUGUGUUAGUGUCAGAAGCAGGAUAAAAGCUCUUCUGCAGGUCUUUAUGUUGCUUUGUUUUAUACUACAUCCUUAGGAAUGAUAAAUCUUCCUCAGCUUGCACUGUAUAUUUUUUUGUAGGAUCAACUUUAACUCGAAAAUCUUCACUUUUCUGUCAGUUCAUAUGGAUAGAAAAAAACUGGAAUAAAUGCAUUUAAAGAACAGUUUGGCCAAAAACUAAAUUCAAUCUGCCAAGAAAAGUUGUCUAGCUUCAAGUUUUAAAAAAAAAAAAAAAAAAAAAGAUAGACUCAUUUUAACCAUUUACAGUUUGGGUUUAUUUAAAGUCACUUUCCCGUUUAAAAAAACAAAACAAAAAAAAAACAUCAAGCAUGCCGUCAGAUUUCUCCUGUAGGUCUUACAGAUGUCUCUCUCACA